Molecule: messenger RNA, 1164 nt
Organism: Microstroma glucosiphilum
Lineage: Eukaryota; Fungi; Basidiomycota; Exobasidiomycetes; Microstromatales; Microstromataceae
Exons: 3
Coding region: 1-1164 (387 amino acids)
Cellular component (GO): mitochondrion
Molecular function (GO): protein-containing complex binding
Source: RefSeq, a predicted model, not a curated record
AUGGCCGCUGCUGCGUCUUCCAGCAAACAUGUUCUGGUCGUCGGAGGUGCUGGCUUCCUCGGAUCUGCCAUCACCAAGCGUCUGCUCGCUCAAGGUCAUACUGUAACAUCAAUGUCACCCUCAGGGCGGGCCUUCCUCACUCCAUCAGGACACAGACCAGCCUGGUCAUCCUCUCCCUCGGUCAGGUGGGAGAAGGCUGAUGCCUUCCAGCCCGAAACCUACAAGGGCUUCCUCACUGGCGAGACUCGGGCUUCCACCAGCAGUGAGAAGUUGCCGCCCGUUUCGGCUGUUGUCAGUACCAUUGGAGUGCUACUAGAGGGCGAUUACAAGGGCAAAGACUCGAGCAUGAGUGGGACCUUCAGAGCUCUGGCGAGGGGUUGGGGGUUGGACAAGGGAAACCCCUUGGAUGAGGCCAAGGAGGGGUUGUAUGAGAAGAUGAAUCGGGACGCUGCCUUGAGCGUCGCACGGACAUGGUCAUCCAUUCUUUCCUCUACUCCUUCAGAAUCACCAACAGGACCUCCUUCCUUCAUCUUCAUCUCCGCCGAGGACAUCUUCCGGCCCAUAAUAGACCCACGGUACAUCAGCACAAAGCGAGAAGCAGAAAGGGGCCUGGAGGAGAUGAGCUGGCAUGCUGCUGCUGCUUCCAGCCCCGUUCGCCCAACCCCCUCGGACGCUGCCGAUGUCGAGACGCCUGAUGCAGAUGGGGCUGGACUGACGGAAGAGAUCAAUGAAGGAGCACAACGACGAAGGGGGCGCUACAGUGCCGCACAAGGGGCCGACGCAACACGGAUCUUUCGGCCGGUGUUUGUGCGACCUGGUGUGAUGUACCACCCUCACACACGGCCCAUCUCGACUAUUCCGGCUGCCCUCUUGGAUCUCUCAUCCGCCAUACACUCCUAUUUCCCCUCAAAGGCUCCCACACCUGCCAAUGUCCUUAACAGCGUGCUUGGACAGAGUCCGCUAGCAAGGCUGCUCACCCUGAGCCCGUUGCAUAUCGAUACGGUGGCCAAGGCCGUGGGAGCAGCAGUGGACGACGAAGGUGUUUGGGGAGUGGUGAACACAAGGCGGAUCAAGCGGCUGGCUGGUUUCAAGGAGUCUGAUCUUGGCCACGAGGUGUACAGAGAGGAUGAGAGAAGAGCAGAGGGGAGCGGCAUGUAUCGCUAG